CCAAGUGGGUUACUGGUAGUUUGUUGCCUCCAGACUCAAAGGAGGUUAGGUACGUUCUUUGGACUACUUACCAACCCAGCGCUGAAUCUACUUCCUUUUCAGGAUAAAGCUAUGGAGAUAAUCCCCAAGGACACUAUCCCGGAGAGCUUCCGGGAUGCAACCGUGUUGAUAUCGGGAGCGACCGGCUUCAUGGGUAAAGUUUUGACGGAGAAGUUACUGAGAAGCUGCCCUGACAUACACCAGGUAUACUUGCUGGUGAGAGAGAAGAAGGGGAAGAACAUGCAUCAGAGGCUGGACGAGAUAUUCCAGGAUCCGCUAUUCUCCGUGCUGGAGCAGGAGCAGCCCAAAUACCGUUUCAAAGUGACAGGUAUCGGCUGUGACAUCUCUGCACCAGGUCUGGCACUCAGCGACCACGACAGACAGAUCCUGACACAGGAGGUGUCGGUCGUGUUCCAUGGCGCGGCCACUGUACGCUUUGACGAGAAACUCCGAGCAGCCUACAACAUCAACGUGCGCGGGACUCAAGAGAUGCUCAACCUGGCUAAGGAGAUGAAGAAUUUAAAAGCUUUUAUCCACGUAUCAACUGCGUAUGCCAACUGCCACCUGAGUGUUAUUGACGAGACCCUCUAUCCAGCCCCGAUCAGCCACCAACGACUCAAGGAGAUCAUAGAACAUGUUGAUGAUGACGAUCUGUUAGAGGCCAUGUUGCCAAAAUUGUUAGGAGAGAUGCCGAAUACUUAUGCAUUCACUAAAGCUGUUGCUGAACAUGUUGUCAAAGACUACACAAAAAUACUUCCAGUUACUAUUUUCAGACCAGCCAUUGUGGUGGGCACAGCUUAUGAGCCCCUCAUUGGUUGGACAGACAACCUGUACGGUCCGACAGGUCUUGUGGUAGGAGCUGGCUGCGGAGUUCUGCACUCCAUCUACGCCAAUGUUGACUGCAUAGCCAACAUUGUGCCUGUGGACAUGACCGUCAACGCACUAAUCGCCAGCGCACGGGAGACCAUGGCUCAAAGCCAAAACAACCAAACACCAGAAACCAGAAAUGACAAGACAAACGAAGACGUGAAAAUAUACAACUAUGUGUCGUCAGUGGAGAAGCCGUUGAAGUGGGGUGAAUUCAAGUACCUGAUAGAGCUGCAUGGUACAAAAGUACCUCCCAUGAGAGCAAUGUGGUACUACUUCAUGACGACACACCGCUUCCUUCUCAUGCACAUGAUCUGUACCUACUUCCUUCACUACCUGCCUGCUCUCAUCAUAGACGGAUUGGCCAAGAUCACUGGAAAAGAGAGUCCCAACCUAUACAAAGUGUAUAAGAAGAUUGACAAGUUCACCAUGGUUCUGGCAUACUUCGCACAUAGAUCAUGGGACUUCAGCAACAACAAUGUGCAAGCCAUGUGGAAGAGCUUGAGCCCGAGCGAUCAGAAAACGUUCAACUUUGAUAUGAAACAGCUGGACUGGGACAAGUUCUUCUACAACUACAUCCGAGGCCUGAGAGUUUACCUGCUCAAAGACGAUAUGAGCACUCUGCCCCAAGCCAUGGUUAGGUGGAGGAGAUUCUACUGGGCUCACCAAACACUGAAGGCUUUGUUCGGCUUCAUCGUCCUCCGCGUCGCCUGGACUGUUGGGUCCCUCGCCUACAACAGUCUAAGAUGACUUGUUUAAUCGUUGUAUUUAUUGUUUCUUGAUUUGCUUUAAUAUUUAUGUUUAAUUUUACUUUUAAUUUAGUUUGUACAGAAUAAAUGUUUAAGUAAUACUA
Messenger RNA from Macrosteles quadrilineatus (aster leafhopper), 1759 nucleotides. RefSeq names its product fatty acyl-CoA reductase wat-like. The record is from RefSeq and is a predicted model, not a curated record. Gene Ontology annotation, molecular function: alcohol-forming very long-chain fatty acyl-CoA reductase (NADP+) activity. The transcript has 9 exons. Gene Ontology annotation, cellular component: peroxisome. Gene Ontology annotation, biological process: long-chain fatty-acyl-CoA metabolic process. Bases 112 to 1656 code for a protein of 514 amino acids. Lineage: Eukaryota; Metazoa; Arthropoda; Insecta; Hemiptera; Cicadellidae.